AUGGAUCCUAUCAAGUUUAUUUUUGAAAAGCCUACUCUCACUGGAAGGAUAGCUCGGUGGCAGAUGCUAUUGUCAGAGUAUGACAUCGUAUAUGUUACUCAGAAAUUCGUCAAGGGUAGUGCUCUAGCAGAAUAUUUGGCUCAUCAACCCAUUAGCGAUUAUCAACCAAUGCAACCUGAAUUUCCCGAUGAAGACGUCAUGGCUCUACUAGAAGAGAACGGAGAAGACCGAGACGAAAAAGCAUGGACGGUAUUAUUCGACGGAGCCUCGAAUGUGAUGGGACAUGGAAUAGGGGCAGUGUUUGUUUCUCCAGGGAAGCAGUACAUACCAAUGACAGCAAGGUUGUGUUUUAAUUGUACGAAUAAAAUCGCAGAAUAUGAGGCUUGUGCUAUGGGUAUUCGGGCGGCAAUCGAAUCUAAGGCAAGAGUUCUAGAUGUAUACGGAGAUUCAGCUUUGGUCAUCCACCAGUUGAAGGGUGAAUGGGAGACUAGGGAUAGAAAAUUAAUUCCCUACCAGGCUUACAUCAGGGGAUUAAUGGAGUGUUUCGAUUCCAUCACAUUUAACCAUAUACCGCGAGAAGAAAAUCAAUUGGCAGACGCCUUGGCUACCUUGUCAUCAAUGUUCGAAAUUGACCAAGAUGCAGAAUUACCAAUGAUUAAAAUGAAGAGCCAUGCAGAGCCAGCAUAUUGUCAUUUCAUCGAGGAGGAAUUAGACGGUAAACCUUGGUAUUUUGAUAUCAAGCAUUGUCUUAAGACCCGAGAAUACCCUGAGAAAGCAUCUGAAAACGAUAAAAGGUCGCUAAGGAGAUUAGCUGGCAAUUUUAUCUUGAGUGGGGAUAUUUUAUACAAGAGAAAUCACGACAUGGUCCUCCUCAGAUGCGUGGAUGCAAAGGAGGCUGAGCUGAUAUUGAAAGAAGUGCACGAGGGUACCUUUGGCACGCACAUGAACGGGCACUCGAUGGCCAGGAAGAUAUUGAGAGCUGGUUAUUUUUGGCUGACCAUGGAAAGUGAUUGUUGCACACAUGUGAGAAAGUGUGAGAAAUGUCAGAAGUAUGCAGAUAAUAUCAAUAUGCAACCUACGACUCUAAGCGUGUUGUCUGCACCGUGGCCAUUUUCGAUGUGGGGGAUAGAUGUCAUUGGAGCUAUAGAGCCGAAGGCGUCGAAUAGACAUCGUUUCAUACUAGUCGCAAUCGAUUACUUCACCAAAUGGGUGGAGGCUGCUUCUUACGCCAACGUGACUAGAAAGGUGGUGACCAGAUUCAUAAAAAGGGAGUUGAUCUGUAGAUACGGGCUCCCUAACAGAAUCAUCACUGAUAAUGCCACUAACCUGAACAACCAGAUGAUGGCAGAGUUAUGUGAGGAAUUCAAGAUUCAUCAUCAUAAUUCUUCUCCUUACCGUCCAAAGAUGAAUGGGGCGGUAGAGGCUGCCAAUAAGAAUAUCAAGAAAAUUGUGCAAAAGAUGGUGGUCACCUAUAAAGAUUGGCACGAAAUGCUUCCUUUUGCUCUACAUGGAUAUCGCACAUCGGUACGAACAUCAACCGGGGCAACACCUUUCUCGCUUGUGUAUGGGAUGGAAGCAGUACUUCCAUUUGCAGUGGAAAUUCCGUCCUUACGAGUGUUAAUGGAAACCCAACUAGAGGAAGCUGAGUGGGUUCAAGCUCGAUUUGAUCAGCUCAAUUUCAUUGAAGAAAAAAGGUUAACAGUAGUGUGUCAUGGGCAAUUGUACCAAAGAAGAAUUGUUGUACUCUGUGUUAUUUCAUUCAAUAAAUACUGCACGGUUUCAUUCAUAUUUUUUGUUCGCACGCUUCUUGAAAUAUUGCAUGUCUCGCUGAGCUUUUAG
This is a messenger RNA of Vigna angularis (adzuki bean), 1839 nucleotides long. RefSeq lists its product as uncharacterized. Gene Ontology annotation, biological process: DNA integration. NCBI's taxonomy places the organism in Eukaryota, Viridiplantae, Streptophyta, Magnoliopsida, Fabales, Fabaceae. The transcript has a single exon. The record is from RefSeq and is a predicted model, not a curated record. Bases 1 to 1839 code for a protein of 612 amino acids. Gene Ontology annotation, molecular function: nucleic acid binding; RNA-DNA hybrid ribonuclease activity.